This is a messenger RNA of Lottia gigantea (owl limpet), 1830 nucleotides long. RefSeq lists its product as hypothetical. The coding region runs from base 1 to 1812 and encodes 603 amino acids. The record is from RefSeq and is a predicted model, not a curated record. NCBI's taxonomy places the organism in Eukaryota, Metazoa, Mollusca, Gastropoda, Lottiidae. Gene Ontology annotation, biological process: regulation of ubiquitin-dependent protein catabolic process. Gene Ontology annotation, molecular function: protein binding. The transcript has 15 exons.
AUGGCGUCUUCCUUUCAAGAAGAACACAACCAGAAACUGAUUCGUGAAAGGUUGAAUAGAGAUCAAAUAAAGUUAUGGUUAAUACCUUACACAGCUGAAAAUGGCGAAAAAGGUGAACAACCUAAGGAUCUGAUAAAUCGCUAUUCACAAGACCUGAAGUUAGGUGUAGCAGAAGUGUCAGCUAUUAUAGAAACUUUACGCCAACAUUCCGUCCAGAAACUAGCUGAAAGGAAUGAGUUUAAUAAAGAUGGUGUUGCCACUUUAAAACUAAAACUACCUCCAUCACAUUCUGAGAAUAGUAAAAAACAAGUGGUAUCAGUAAAAUUAAAAUUACAAGAAACAGGUUUAAUUCUACGCGAGAAAGUGGGUGAAUUAUGUGGAAUACCAAUAGAUAGAAUAAAACUCAUAUCAGCUGGUAUAAUUAUUACUGACAGCAAAUCUUUACAAGAACAGAAAAUUAAGAAUGGAAGUCAGAUUAUGACAGUGUUAUUAUCUGUCACUGAACUAGAAGCUGUUCAAAAAGAAAAGCAAGUAGAAGAUGUCAAUAAAACCAGAAAAGCUGCUGAACUUCUCUCUGUUCGAGCUGCUAAUGAUGAUACAAAAUAUGAUGUACAAAUAGCAGAUCAAUCAGGCAGACCUCUAAAAUUACCUAAGGAAGAAAAACAGGCCUUGACCUUGGCUAUGACCUUACAUGAAAAGGGUCGAAGUUUAUUGAAACAAAAGAAUAUAUCCAGUGCAUUGUUAUUAUUAAUAGAGGCUGAUACAGAAUUUAAAAAGUGUAGAGCCAGUAUUCUAGAUGCUGUAGAUAAUUAUGCUGUUCUAUGUUUAGAUAUAGUUUGGUGUUAUUUAUGUUUAAAGAAUUUAGAUCAACUACCUGAUGCAGAAAGACGGCUAAAAGCUUGUGAAGAAUGUUUAAUCAGAUCUUAUGGUAGUCAUAUGGAGAGACUGACUGCUGUUAAGGGUGAAAGCAGUACAGCUAUGGUGUUAUUUAUGAAGCUACAUUUACUACAAGGAAUUAUUGCCUUUCACCAACAUAAUAUUGAUACAGCUAAAACUUUACUAAAACAGGCAGAAGAUGAUAUAAAAAGAUUAAGUGUAGAUCCUGAACUAAUAACUCAAGUUAUGUCAAUGGGAUUUAAUGAAAGAGAGGCUAGAUUAGGAUUAAGAGCUUGUGAUGGUAAUAUACCACAGACAUGUGACUAUAUAAUCAAAGUGAAAAAGGAAAAAGAAGAGAUAAUGGAAAAGGUAAAAGGUGAAAGAGAAAAUCGGAAGAAAGUGAGACAAUAUGGAAGGACUUCUAAUGGCGAUUGGUUAAAUGCAAGUAAUUUAGAGAUGUUAUUAAAGAUGGGAUAUAGAAAAGGACCGGCUGUUGAGGGGUUAAGACAAGCUAACAAUGAUGUAACCUUAGCCCUAGAUGUAUUAAAUAAUAAACCAGAGCUACUAAAUUUACCUGAUCCUACUGAUGAGGAUCUAUACAUAACUGAUGACAUGAUUACCCAGCUCACAGUAUUGGGAUUCCUCCCAGAGAUGUGUAGAAGAGCCUUGAUAAAAAACCAUGGUGAUAAUAAUAAAGCAGCAGAAGAGCUUUUACAAUCUGAUGGCUUUAUUCCAACAAUCACAUGUAAUACCUCCCCUUCCAGUUCUAGUUGUAGUUCUAGUGAAUCAACUUCAGAAUCAGAGAGUGAAAUGUUAAAUGAGUUGGUUUCUGAUAUUAAACAAGAAGGUGAUGAAUAUUUAGAUGUAAAUCUGGAAGAUGAAAAACAGUUUUUAGAAGAAUAUCAAUCAUUAUUAAAAUGUUUAUCUAGUAAAUAAAAUAUUUUAUUAAUCUGU